Messenger RNA from Pipra filicauda (Wire-tailed manakin), 3099 nucleotides. It is a transcript of the gene SCRN3, whose product is annotated as secernin 3. Gene Ontology annotation, molecular function: dipeptidase activity; cysteine-type exopeptidase activity. The transcript is spliced from 7 exons. NCBI's taxonomy places the organism in Eukaryota, Metazoa, Chordata, Aves, Passeriformes, Pipridae. The record is from RefSeq and is a predicted model, not a curated record. The coding region runs from base 66 to 1328 and encodes 420 amino acids. Gene Ontology annotation, biological process: proteolysis.
CCCCGCCCCGCCGCCGGUACCGCCGCUGUCCCCGCCGGGCCCGCUCAGCGGCCGCCGCCGCCACAAUGUCGCCCUGGCCGUCGCCCCGCUCCUGCGACACCUUCGUGGCGCUGCCGCCCGCCGCGGCCGGGGGCCGCGUGGUGUUCGGGAAGAACUCGGACCGGCCGGCGGACGAGGUGCAGGAGGUCGUGCACUUCCCGGCCGCGACGCACCCGCCCGGCACCGCGCUGGAGUGCACCUACAUCAGCAUCGAGCAGGCGGAGCGGACCCACGCCGUGGUGCUGAGCCGCCCCGCAUGGCUCUGGGGCGCGGAGAUGGGAGCCAACGAGCACGGCGUGUGCAUCGGGAACGAAGCCGUGUGGGGCAGGGAAGAGGUCUGCGACAGCGAAGCUCUCCUCGGCAUGGACCUCGUAAGGCUUGGACUUGAAAGAGCAGACACAGCUGAAAAGGCUCUUACUGUCAUAGUUGAUUUGCUGGAAAAAUAUGGACAGGGAGGAAACUGUAUGGAGAGCCACAUGACAUUUACAUACCAUAACAGUUUUCUGAUAGCUGACAGAAAGGAAGCAUGGGUGCUGGAGACAUCAGGAAAAUACUGGGCAGCAGAAAAAGUAGAAGGAGGUGUACGUAAUAUUUCCAACCAGCUCUCUAUCACAACCAAGAUUGACAGAGAACACCCAAAAUUGAAGGAAUAUGCUAAAAGCAAUGGCUGGUGGGAUGGGGAAAAGGAAUUUGAUUUCGCUGCCACAUAUUCUUAUGUCAAUACUGCCAGAAUGACCACAACCAGAGGCCGAUAUUGUGAAGGCUAUAAACUUCUGAACAAACAUAAAGGAUCUAUCACUUCUGAAAUAAUGAUGGAAAUUCUUCGUGACAAAGAGAGUGGCAUUAACAUGGAAGGUGGAUUUAUGACAACUGGCAGCAUGGUGUCUGUACUGCCUCAGCAGCCUAAUCUGCCCUGUAUUCACUACUUUACUGGAACUCCAGAUCCAGCAAGGUCUGUAUUCAAGCCUUUCAUUUUUGUGCCCGAUAUUACUCAGUUAUUAAAAACUACGUCCCCUACAUUUGGUCAUGAUGAUCCAGUUAAGAAGCAACCACGUUUCCAGAGUAAGCCAGAUCGAAGACAUGAGCUCUAUAAAAAACAUGAAAGUGCUGCUGUAGUUAUGGAAACUAAUGAGGGCAAAGGUAAAGAAAUGCUCGAGGAGAUACAGAAGCUGGAGAAACAGAAGAUAAGUCAAAUGGAAUCAAUCCUUCAAAACGGAUGUCUUGAUGUUAACCAAGUGGUUAAACUUUUUUCACAGUGUGUAGAAGAAGAACUCAAAAUAUAUAGCUAAGAAUAUUAUUUGAAUGGGGUAAAAUUCUGCAUUACAAUUAGGUUUUCUAAUGAAGAGGCUAUAUAGAUUACAUCUUAUUUUCAGUAUACCACUUAAUAUGGGCAGUUUUAAAAUUGCAGAUUCAAUAUUUAGGACAAAUAUUAGGCUUUUGAUUGUAGGAAGCAAUGCUGAAAAGGCUCCUAAGAGCUGGGCAGUGGCUUUAUACAUGGUACAAAGCUGUCAGCAGAGACUGAUUUUGCCAACAAACAGAUGCAAUUAGAAUGCAAUAGCUUGACUAAAUUGUGGAACAGCUCCAUCUCUGGAUGAAGAACACCAAUUCAGCUUUGGAGAACUCAGUUCUAGUGUACACACAUGUAGCUUUUAUAGUCAAGAGAACUGUAGCAGAAGUCAGACUACCUGAAUUAAAAUGGCCAUGCUGAAGGCUUUGUAAAAUGUAGAAUCUAUGAUGAGCACUGAAUGAAAAGGAAAGUGAUAUGCAAGUCAAGUAAGAUCGAUAGUCAGUUGUUUGAUGAAACCAUUCUAAGACACAUUUCAUAUAUGAACCUUCUACUCCUUCAAUGUAAAAUAGGCUAAGAGUUCAAGGUAUAUUAAAAACAAAUCACAGUUAUAAUUUUACCAUGAGUGGUUGUGAAAUCUGAUUACAUGGAAUUCAUCAAUGCAAGCAUCCUGUAAGUUACCAUACAGUUUUCACUUCCCUUUCUAUUUUCCCCACCCUGAUACUGAAAAAUAAACUUAUUUACAUAGAAUAUGAUUAUUGUCAAAUUAAUUCUCCAAUGCACUUUAUAAUGCACUAUCAUGUGGGAGUUUUAAAAUGUUUCUUGAAUUGUUACUUUUUAAAAUUGGGCAACCAGAAAGGAAGAGUUUGGGGUACAAAAGUCUGUACAUGUACUCAUGUACAGGGACACUUAAAAGUACUUUUAAUUUUUUUUUUUCACUUCAUAUUAAGCCUUUUAACCAUAACUUCGUUUGCCAAAAUUAGUAGACUGUGGAGUUAAUUUAAUCAAGCUUUUUGCCCGGCCUGAUGCUGUUUAAAAGUAGUGAUCAAUAUAUGACACUUCUUUUAUUAUCUGUGGCAAGGGACAAACUGAACAGAUAACAAGGAAGAUUCUGACUUUACCACAUGAUGAAGCAGGAUAAAAAGUAUGACUGUAAGGAGAAAAACCAAACCACUCAAAAGCCAACACUUCUGCAAACCUUUAGAAGAAAACAUGUAACAUGAAAUGAAGAAUUAGAGCUGCAGCAGCAAUAUGUGACAUGAUCCAGCAUCCCCACAGACACAGCAGACCACAGAAAGACCAUUCUUUGAUGAUUUCUCUAUAUUUAGUCUAGAAUAAUCUCAGAUGCUAAAGAGGGGGCCAUGAACAUGCAGUUCUCUCAUUUUGUAAACUGUUCUAUCCCCCACUGGUAAAAAAGUAAGUACAUGCGAAUGAAUAGUCAAUGAAGUUUGCAGAAUUAAUAUGAAAAGUAAGAACUUGGCAGAACUUAUUCUUUUUGAUGCUAAAAUGAAAGUAGAAAUUAAUUUGGGAUGCUGAGUUCAGAUCCACAGUAAGAAACUAAUGAGUCAGGAAAAGCUCUUGAACUUUCUAGUUCCAGUGUGCCAUGUGGCAAUAGCAAGCAGGACUGAGAAGUAAGUUAAACUGAAAGCAAGUUGGAGUUGACUGUGAUCCUUUUGAACCUGUGUUUGUUGACAAUAAAAUUUCAUAGAAGCCAACAGUACAUAGUGGAUGUUUGUUAACUGGAAGAUAUAUUUAAUAAAAAUUUGCUGCAUUUA